AUGGGGGUUAGGGUGGACGGGAAAGACGGAGGACUAGGUGAUAGACAGCAUCAUCACAUCCUAGGCCUCGGAAAUUCUUAUGGUUUUGUGCAGCACGUCACCGAUGUACCUGGACACGAUAGUCUGGCGAACCUGGGCGAGUCUAGCACUCUACAAGAGGAUACUAUACCCAUGGAUCUUGAUAUACCCUCUUCACAUCUCAUUGACGAUCACAACGGCCAGCAAGAUACAAAGAUGCAAGAUGCGGACAUAUGGGAUGCGGACUUGAGGGAUAUAUGUAUGCCCGAUAUAGACAUGCACGAGAAUGUCGCUUCUGAAGCUUCCGUAGAGGCAACAUGCAUUGCGUCUUCCCUCCACAACAUUCAAAACAGUGUCCAGGAGAUUCAAAGCGGCGCUCAGAGGACCCACAAGUGGGCUCUGGAGGCUAAAAACGGUGUCCAGGAAAUUUCAAACAGAUUGGAUAAGCUUGAAAAUAUCUCCCAGGAGAACCGGAGCAGCAUUUACAACUUCCAAAUAUUGAUUGGAUCUUCAAAAUCCUACUAG
This is a messenger RNA of Nannizzia gypsea CBS 118893, 543 nucleotides long. RefSeq lists its product as hypothetical. The transcript is spliced from 2 exons. The coding region runs from base 1 to 543 and encodes 180 amino acids. The record is from RefSeq and is a predicted model, not a curated record. NCBI's taxonomy places the organism in Eukaryota, Fungi, Ascomycota, Eurotiomycetes, Onygenales, Arthrodermataceae.